UAAUACCCUGACUGUCUUCCCUCAGGCCAUGAAGGCUAACAACGUCUACCAGAUGGUCUUCUCGUCGUCUUGCACGGUGUAUGGCGACCCCGAACAUCUUCCCAUCACCGAGGAUCACCCCACCGGAGCCGUGACGAAUGUUUACGGUCGCACCAAGUAUCUGAUCGAGGAGAUGUUGAAGGAUCUGUCUCGUGCUGAGCAGAAAUGGAACAUCAUCGCACUGAGGUAUUUUAACCCGGUAGGAGCCCACCCGUCUGGCCGCCUCGGAGAAGACCCCACUAAGAACUUCACCAAUCUGAUGCCUUAUAUUGGUCAGGUCGCCAUAGGGAAGAAGCCGAACCUGACUAUUUUUGGCUGCGACUAUGAUACCGCGGAUGGCACAGGAGUUCGGGACUACAUUCACGUAAUGGACUUAGCCUCUGGCCACGUCUCUGCUCUCUCAAAGCUCGACGAGGAACAUCUUCGCUUUAAGACUUACAACUUGGGCACAGGUCAAGGGGUGUCUGUAUUACAACUCGUGAAGGCUUUUGAGGCCGUCACAGAGAGUAAAGUGCCGUACGAAUUGAAACCUCGACGGGAAGGAGAUAUUGUUUCGAUGUUUGCUAACACGACCCUCGCCACGAUUGAAUUGGGGUGGACGGCAAAAUACUCGCUCGAGAAUAUGUGCGAGGAUUUCUGGAGGUGGCAGACGAUGAACCCAGACGGCUAUGCUAAAGACGAGCCGUUCGAAGCGACGGUAUUGGACAGAUCACAGACCGUAACGACUCCCCCUGGAAACGUCAAGACAACAGCAGCGACGUCCACUAACUCGUCCUCCUCGUCGGUGAAUGGCGUCAACGGAGUGAAGAAUCAUUGAGGUCGUCGGGUUGGUUAGGUUUUGUUGUCCUAGUUAGUGCUAGUUAGUGAGGUUGAUGCACUGUGGUAGUUUGAGGUACUGUAUACUGCACUAUUGUGGUAUUAUAGGAUGGUAGUUUGGAGAUUUUGUCUCUCUCUCUCUCUCUCUCUCUCUCUCUCUCUCUCUCAUCCCGUCCACUCUUGCGACGGCUGACGAUUUAACCCCAUUGUGUAACGCGCCAACGGCCAAUCGGACAUACGCACAAGUUCCUCCGCGUGUCUGGAUGUCCGUAUGUCGGGAAACGCAUCUACUAUUUAUAAUAACCGUGAAUAUAUGAAUGGAUUUAAUUUUGGUGAUUCCUGGUGCAAUGUUGGAACCCAUCUAGUAUUUUUGGGGGUAUAUUUUGGGAAUGGGAUCUAGAUGCGUCUUAAAGUCUGAUUGGUUAAAAUAAAGUCCGAUCGGUUAAAAUAAAGUCCGAUUGGUUAAAAUACAACUUUUAUCGAGUUGUUUUGAGGUAAUAAUCAUAUAUUGGACAGAGGAUUUCAUGCCCCCAAUGAAACGAAAAGUACGGUAGUGUUUAUUUUGAUGUCAGUUGAACCCCUAAGGAAAGGUUGUUUUGUUUUUGUUUUUUAGUGCCCGAUCGUUUACUCGUUUACCUUCCUGAAGAUCGUAUUGUAGCGUUAUAAAUGUACGUAGAGUUGAUUGGGGUUAUAAUAAUAAUAAUAAGAGUUCGAAAAAAUGGUAUUUAAUUCCU
Homarus americanus (American lobster) is the source of this 1589-nucleotide messenger RNA. Its product is annotated as UDP-glucose 4-epimerase-like. The record is from RefSeq and is a predicted model, not a curated record. The coding region runs from base 29 to 856 and encodes 275 amino acids. The transcript has 5 exons. Lineage: Eukaryota; Metazoa; Arthropoda; Malacostraca; Decapoda; Nephropidae. Gene Ontology annotation, biological process: beta-D-galactose catabolic process via UDP-galactose, Leloir pathway. Gene Ontology annotation, cellular component: cytosol. Gene Ontology annotation, molecular function: UDP-glucose 4-epimerase activity.